AUCACAUCAAACACUAUGGAUCUGACCACCCUGGUGCUUGCUCUGGCUGCUGCCAUUGGAUCCUGUAUUGCGACCGGCCCAUUACUCCACUGUAGUCUGGCCAUUAAUAAUGCUGAUAUUUCUCAAAACAUCCUUCUUGAAUGGAACGAUGUCGAGGGUCUGUUGAUGGGAACCACUGCUCAUUAUCCACAGCAUGCUCUUGCGAUGGUAGCUCAACAAAUGCAACUACAGGAUAAUCCCAAACUCUCGGCAACCAACGAUGCUCUGCUUUCAAAAGUCUUUCCUGUUUCUGCCAGCCCUUUUCAACACCGUCCACUUGCAUUCAUUGUUCAACAGCGUCCUGUCAAUGUUGGCAUUCAGAACCCUGCCUAUCUGGUCAAAGCUUCGCCUGAAGAUAUCACUAGGGCCAUUUCAGGGCUUGAAAAAUCAAGCACACUUGAACAUCGUGUUUGGAUGAUGAAUUCGCUUGAUAAUGCUGAAUUAUCCCAGACUACUGAAGCAAAUGGGGAUAUCCUCGGUCAUUUGAGAGAUACACUUUGCAAUGGCAACUGUGAGCUAAAGGACGAUUCAGACUUUCUAAUGGAAGGAAUGGUACUUCAAAACGCAAUAUCUCUUGUUCGUAAACAAAAUCCUUCUGUAAACCGUCUGGUAAUUCAAUUGACUGCUCUAUCUGAUUCUACCAAAUGUGGAAGCACGCCAGAAAAGGCAAUAGCUAUUCAGGAUCGACUUUUGAAAGAUCUCAAACAUGCUUUUCGAUCUGUAUUUGGCGACUUGGCCACUGUUGCACAACUUUCUCUACCAUCUGAUGCAAAUCUUGGAGUUUUCUCUCAAACCACUCCAUUGUCUGAUCUUCAUAAACGCGCUGUUUUGCCAGCCUGUGCUGCCAGCGUUGAUGAAUGCCAAGCUCGAUACUCCAACUGCUCUAUGCAUGGUUCCUGUACUGGACAAGCUAAUCCAUCUAACCCAUCUACUCAAUGCUUUACCUGCUCGUGCACAUUGAGGAAAUGGACGGAUGAUGCUGGAAAUUUGGUACCAAAUUACAAUGGUGAUGUUGUCUGGACUGGCGAUUCAUGCCAGUACCAAGACAUCAGUUUUUCAUUUCAGAUUCUGUUUUGGUUCACUGUUGCAUCCAUUGUCGUAGUCAUCUACGUCAUUGCUCUACUUUAUGAUAUUGGAGAUCCCUCUACCACCAGCACAGGUGCACCUACUACUCGCACCAAAAUUGACUAGCACUAAGACUACAAUUUUUCAAUAUGCGCGAUGCUGAAACUGAUUUGAUAGAUGUAUCUGUCGACUGCUUUCUAAAUAAACAUUGAGCGGGUUAAAUUCAU
This is a messenger RNA of Batrachochytrium dendrobatidis JAM81, 1331 nucleotides long. RefSeq lists its product as uncharacterized. The transcript has 9 exons. Lineage: Eukaryota; Fungi; Chytridiomycota; Chytridiomycetes; Rhizophydiales. The record is from RefSeq and is a predicted model, not a curated record. The coding region runs from base 16 to 1230 and encodes 404 amino acids. Gene Ontology annotation, cellular component: endoplasmic reticulum.